AUGUUUAACAUAAAUCAGGCAUAGAUCAAGAACAACUUGUUGAUAAAUAAAUUUGAAGUUAUUGAAUUUACAAUUGAUACUAUUGCUAAUUAUAACGAUUAACUUAUUUAAUUUGAAAAUGGAAUACUUUAAUUAAAAAUAUAUUUAAUAUAAUAGCCCAAUAAAACUUUAAGCAUUGAAGAUUCCUUCCGAGAAUAAAUUAUAUCAUUUCUUAUUAGAUAAUUUAUUACUCAAUUUUUAAACUAGCACGUAAUGGUAGUAUUGGUAUUUAUAAAUUAUAAUAAUUAUUAAAGUUUUUUGCUAAUCAAUGAAUGAACUUAAGUAUUAAAAAUGAAAUAAGAUACUUUCAGCCUUCUUUAAAUUUCGUCCUAUAUCAUAAUUGUUCUGGUUUUAAAUCUUAAACUCCAACAAUUAAUUAUCAAUUUACUAAAUAAAAUUUAAAUGAUCUAUAAAUAGAAAAAGAAAAAUCUGAAAUAUCUGUAGAUUAAAAUUACAAAUAAGAAAAUGAACAAGAAUUGUUGACUUUGAUUCUAAAGAUUAUAUUUAAGAUAACUAAAUAAACUCCUAAAUCUAAUCUAUUCUAUGGUUAAACUAUUUUAUGA
Paramecium sonneborni is the source of this 602-nucleotide messenger RNA. The record is from the annotation of a GenBank genome assembly. NCBI's taxonomy places the organism in Eukaryota, Ciliophora, Oligohymenophorea, Peniculida, Parameciidae.